AUGAGGCUGCCCAACAUCCUGCUCACAGGUACACCAGGGGCUGGAAAGACCACACAAGGUAAAGUACUUGCAUCAAGAACGGGACCGACAUACAAUAAUGUGGGUGAUUUAGCACAAGAAGGACAUUUAUAUGGCUUUGAUGGCUUUGAUGAAGAAUGUGAAUGUCCCAUUUUGGAUGAGGACACAGUAGUUGAUGAGUUAGAAAAUAAAAUGAAAGAAGGAGGAGUUAUUGUUGAUUACCAUGGCUGUGACUUCUUCCCUGAACGAUGGUUUCAUAUCAUUUUUGUGCUUCAAACAGAUAAUUCUGUACUGUAUACAAGACUCGAAAAGAGGGGAUACAGUGUAAAGAAACUACAGGACAGUAUUGAGUGUGAAAUUUUCCAAAUUCUUUAUGAAGAAACCAUGGCCUCCUACAACCGUGAAGCAGUACACAGGCUGCCCAGCAACGUACCAGAAGAACUAGAGAAUAAUUUAGAACAGAUAAUGAAAUGGAUUGAGCAGUGGAUCAAAGAUAAUAACUGA
Trichosurus vulpecula (common brushtail) is the source of this 522-nucleotide messenger RNA. Its product is annotated as adenylate kinase isoenzyme 6-like. Gene Ontology annotation, molecular function: ATP binding; AMP kinase activity; ATP hydrolysis activity. Bases 1 to 522 code for a protein of 173 amino acids. The transcript has a single exon. The record is from RefSeq and is a predicted model, not a curated record. Gene Ontology annotation, cellular component: cytoplasm; nucleus. NCBI's taxonomy places the organism in Eukaryota, Metazoa, Chordata, Mammalia, Diprotodontia, Phalangeridae.